UCGGAUAAAAUGAUGAGAUGGAAACGAAGGUGGGUCGAAAGCUCCACCUUCUCUUGCAAGAAAGGCGAAGGCAGAAAGUUUUCUCCAUGAGCGUUUCGGGUGUCACUUCGGGUGUUCCACGCAGCGGCGGAUCUGGCGGAGGAUGAGAUUCUCCUAAGGAGCAUAAAUGCAUGAAACAUUCCCCAAAGCGGUACCACGCUCUCAUACUGGAGCUCUAGCAUGGCAAUGGAUUUCAGGAAAUGUUUAAGAUUUGGAGUUCGCAGCAGGCGAAGCAUCUUAUGCUGUAAGUCAUGUAUUAAUUCCCUUGCCAAGCUUUGAGCAAUCUUUACCAUUUACGAAAAUCUUGUCUUUGAAGUUGGGUAGAGUCAUCUUUACAGGAAGUCACGUGUCUCCGACAUUGAAGAGCGGGAACACUAAAAGAGGGGUACAUGGUUCCACGGAGGGGUUUAAGGGAAUGGGUUCGGAUUUAGCGGUCUCAAUUGAAAGAUUCUGCAACGAACCUGCUAGCGCUGACAUCAUGCACAAGCACAUUCUUGGAUAGUUGACCAAGGAUGGAGCGCCGCUACCGAUCUUUGCAGCUGAAUGAAGCACUUUCUCGAAGAAAUGAUUAUGCUGAGGCAUGUAGGGAGCUACGAUGUAUUUUGAGGGCUGUCUAUGUUUACGCUCCUAUUUCCUUUCAGGCGCUGCUAUAUGAGGACGUCGAGCAUGCAUUUCACACUCUUUCCAAAAAGGAGAAAAGAAUGGAUGACAUCAGACAUCUAGAAACUGCAAAGUUGUUGCUGCAAACAGUGGAACAGAUUUUCUCUUCGCAAAAUUGUACUGAAGUAGUUGCAAAGGGUAAAACAGCAACUAAGACUUGGCACCGACUGUAUAACAACCGUAACCCUGAACCUUUGCCUGAAUAUUUACAUUUAUCAGGAGACAUACUGCUUCAUGUGUUCGAAUAUUUGGAUGCGCGCUCAUUAGCCACAGCAUCUGCGGUUUGCAGGGCUUGGAACGUUAUUGCAACUGAUGGUAAAAUUUGGCGGAAUUGGUUCUUAUAUGUCUAUGGCACGUCAAAUCUCAGAGAGGAUCUUAUGACUGCAGCCGAAAUACGUGAAGAUAUUAUCCCAGACAGUAACAGACCAACUAUCUUAAAGAAACCAUCAAACAAUGCAGUUGGGUACUGGCGCAAAGCUUUCAAUCUGUGCUCAAAAGGUCGUUCGCCACAUUUGUCUACGUUGAAUAGAGCUUAUUGUCCAACUUGCAAAGAAGUGAUAUGGUUGAGAGACCCCCCUUGGAAACCUGCCAAAGGCUUGUGUGUUACACGAGAGCAGGUCUUGGAAUACCAUUCACCUAGACCAAUUUCUGUCAGCCAGGUGGUAAGGUUUGUUGUGAGCAUGGCCCGCGUUUCAGACUCUUGCAGUAGAGAUUCUGAUGACGAUGAUGAUCACAAUUUAGAAAAUAGCUUCCUUGAAUUAUAGAGCAUGCACGUGUUUAGGUGUUUUACAGCACAGGUUGCUUAUGAAUUGACAGCUUCUCUUUUUUGAGUUAUUCUACUUAUAUUGAUUUCCUAAUUUUCUUUUUGGUUCAA
This is a messenger RNA of Physcomitrium patens, 1573 nucleotides long. The record is from RefSeq and is a predicted model, not a curated record. NCBI's taxonomy places the organism in Eukaryota, Viridiplantae, Streptophyta, Bryopsida, Funariales, Funariaceae.